UCAGUAAAUGCCAUAUUCAACUAGGGACCAUUGAACGAUUGUGCUAUAAGUGUGCAUUGGUUGUACGAUUUUGCACCGCUAUGUUUCAGGGCUGUCUCGUGUAUGUUAAUAGAGCCACGCACGAGGACUUGGACGAGGUGGAAGCACUCAACGUCAGCGUCACAGGAUGCUUAUGCCUCGCCAGACAUGGAGGGACCACGUUGGCCUCUAAAGCGUACACGUGCGCUCGCAAAGGAGCCGUGGGCCUCCUCGUUUUCCCCGAUUCCGGACCGCCUGAUGCGACAGGCUCCACAUCGACCCAUCUGUUCCCAUCGGGUCCCGAGAUGCCAGAAACCGUGCUUCGCAGGGACAGUAUGAUGAAAGUUGGCGACCCUCUCACUCCAGGCGUUCCUGCGAUACCGUCAGCCGAGAGAAUGGAUCCUGCUUUCGCUGGCUUACCACCCAUACCCAGCCAACCGAUCAGCUAUCUUGACGCCCAACUACUGCUAAGAUCACUCGAUGGUCCCAAAGCUCCAGAACGGUUCCGGUUAACAGGAAACGUUACCUACAGGCUGGGAGACGCAUCUGCUGACAGGUUGGUGCGGCUGCGAGUCAACAAUAUCUUCACGCUCGCGCAGAUAAAUAACGUCAUCGCAACACUGCAUGGCUCAGUCGAACCAGACCGGUACGUAGUGGUGGGCGCCCAGCGAGAUUCAUUUGGCUUUGGAGCACUGCAACCGGCACCCAACACGGCGUCGUUGCUCGCCCUAGGACAAGCGCUGGGGAGCCUGAAGAAACGGGGUGUGAGGCCCCGGCGUAGUGUGCUGCUGUGCAGCUGGGCGGCCGGCGAGUACGGGCAAGUGGGCUCCACAGAGUGGGUCGAGCAACACCUCUUCGAGCUUCACUCACGUGCAGUCGCCUAUAUAGAUAUCAGCGAGUGUGCAUCCGGUGGGCGGUUGGUUCCGAAGGCGUGCCCCUCAUUGGAGAAUCUUGCUGUAGAAGCAACAAAACGGGUGCGCGACCCUGCGGACGCCAACAGGACCAUGUACGACGUGUGGCAAGAACAAUGGAGCAAGAGUCUCAGGAACAAGGCCAGUUUAUCUGUUCGGCCAGCAGUAAUGGACGCCACAUCAGACAACGCACCUUUCAGCCUUUACGCUGGUGUACCUUCGACAAGUUUUCUUCUGAAGCCUGAGAAGAGCAAGGACAGCGGCGAAGUGUCGUAUCCUGCUCACCACACGGCUUACGACACUCUCCGCCUCUACAACAAUUGGACCGAUUCUCGCCUAGCGCCUUUGUGCGCCCGGCUUCAUGGUGCAGCGCUCUGGCUCGCUGCGGACGCACCUCUCAUACCAGUCAAUUUCUCAGCGUUUGCACUGCGUUUGGAAGAGUCCCUGGAAGAGCUUCGAAAGUCGCCCUCGGCGCUGGAGCUGGAGCUGAAUGGCGUGUCUCUUGAUGCUUUGCGCUUGGCGAUCGAGCACUUCCGGAGGGCCGCUGACCAGUGGACCGCGCAUCUGACCCAGCUUAACGAAACGAGGACCAGUGAACUCCGCGCCAUCAACGAUCAAAUGUCGUUGGCGGAGCACACAAUGUUGAAGCCAACGGGUCUGCCCGGCCGUCCUCUUACUCGGCACGUCCUUUGGGCACCGUCGGAGUUUGAUCCGCGUCGUGUCACCGGAUUUCCGGUGUUUGCCGACCUCCUGUUCUACAUCUCCCAGUUGCCUGCGGAAACGCGCAACCACGGGUGGAAGAACGUGCGCUUCUACCUGGCAGACGUGCUCGUGGCUCUCAGGGAAUCCGCUGCGGUUCUUCGAGUGCCGUCGCUGUGACACGGCUCUUCACCGUCUUUCCCUCUCCACGGAAAAAAAAAACGGAAACAGUCGUUUCUGUGCCAAUAAA
This is a messenger RNA of Dermacentor albipictus, 1878 nucleotides long. RefSeq names its product aminopeptidase NAALADL1-like. The record is from RefSeq and is a predicted model, not a curated record. NCBI's taxonomy places the organism in Eukaryota, Metazoa, Arthropoda, Arachnida, Ixodida, Ixodidae. Gene Ontology annotation, molecular function: carboxypeptidase activity.